AUGUUAAGGAAAAAGAAACAAACAACGUCUGAAGCUGGUGUCAAAAAAGAAAAUCGAAGAGUGGCCAAAGUCAGUGAAGAAAACGAAAAACUCCAACCCAUCAGCAUUAAAAUGCUUCAAGGGACUUUCUACUUGCUUUGCAUCGGAAAUUUAUUUUCAGGUUUGAUUCUACUUGCUGAAAUUUUGGUCAACAAACACAAAAAAACGUACAAAUACAAAAAACAAAAACACAGAUUUGUUUAUUUGAGAAAAAUCAAACAUUGUUGCGUCGCAAAACUUGAAGCAGUUGGCGAUGCUGUGAGGGGGAUUUACAGAAGGGCCAUGCACGAGGCGUUUGUCGCAACAUUGGAAUAUUUAGAGUAA
Molecule: messenger RNA, 363 nt
Organism: Tribolium madens (black flour beetle)
Lineage: Eukaryota; Metazoa; Arthropoda; Insecta; Coleoptera; Tenebrionidae
Exons: 2
Coding region: 1-363 (120 amino acids)
Source: RefSeq, a predicted model, not a curated record